AUGCGCUCUUCGCUUUCCGUUCUUUCGGCCGUGACCCUCUUGGUCCAGGGCCUUCACGCCUACUCUACCAACUACACCAGCCAGAAUCUUGCUUCCGGAACCAUCAAGCUCGGAGACUGGCAAAAUGCCUAUGACCGCGCAAAAACAUUCGUCGAUGGGCUCAGCACUUCUGAAAAGGUUUCCCUGAUCACUGGCUCCGAUGUCUCCAACUUUACCGCUCUCUACUUCAGGGAUUCCGGCGACUCCAUUCUCGACUACUACUACGUCACCACCUGGCCCCUCUCCUCGGCCCUUGCCAUGACUUGGGACAAAGAUCAGAUGUACCAGAUGUACAAGGCCUUGGGCGACGAGUUCUACGCCAAGGGAAUCAACGUUGCCAACGGCCCUGUCAGCCAACCCUUGGGCCGUUCUCCCUGGGGUGGACGCAACGGCGAGUCAUUCGGUCCCGACUCGUACCUGAACGGCAUCGCUUUUGGUCUUUCCGUGAAGGGCUACGGCGAUGCUGGCGUCAUUUCCGGAGCCAAGCAUUUCCUCUUGAACGAGCAGGAAAACAACCGCACCCAGAGUUCUACCGGUGGCGGUGGCGGUGGCGGCAGCCCUCCCAGUGAUGGCGCCAACUCCACCGUCUCUAGUGGCGGCGAUAACUCCACCUCGCCCGAUGGUGGCAUGGCCGGCGGCAGCGAUUCAUCGAGCUCUGAGAGCACUGCCUACUCCGCUCAGGUUGAUGACAAGACCCUCCAUGAGACGUACAUGUGGCCUUUCUAUGACGGUGUCAAGGCCGGUCUGGGCGCUGUGAUGUGUGCUCUGAACCGAGUGAACGAGACCUACGCGUGCGAGAACCAGGACCUCAUUGGCGGUAUGCUCAAGACUGAGAUCGGAUUCCCUGGUUUCGUGUUUGGCGACGUUGGUGGUCAGAAGACUGCCUUCGGGUCUGCCAAUGCCGGCAUGGACUACGGCAGUUCCUCGACUUGGAGCAACUCGACCAUCAACACGGGUCUGAACAACGGUUCUUUGACCGAGGCUCGGCUGACCGACAUGGCCGUCCGCAAUGUCUUGCCCUCGUACUAUUUCAACCAGCAGGAUGGCUCGUACCCCGCGACCGCCGGCCUUGAGGACUACGUCGACCCCCGUGCGAACCACAGCAAGAUCGCCCGUAACAUUGCCGCUUCCUCGCUGGUACUCCUCAAGAACGUCAACGGCGCCCUGCCCCUGAACAAGCCGAAGUCCAUGUCCAUCUUCGGUGCCCAUGCCGGCGCUGCGAAUGCCGGCCCCAACGACCCCCUCUCCGUCACCGGCUCUGACGACGUCUUCCAAGGCCACGCCGCCAGCCUGGGCGGCAGCGGCACCGGCUCGUUCUCCUACCUGAUCACCCCCCACUACGCCCUGACUACCAAGGUCAUCGAGGACGGCACCAUGUUCCGCUGGCUCAUGAACGACACGGCCUAUGCCUCGUCCAGCAGCUCGGGCGGCGUCUCGGGCUACUCGUCGGGCACCGGCGCAGCCCACACCUACGCCGCCUACGCCGCCGACACCGAAGUCUGCCUCGUCUUCCUGAACUCUUACUCGGGCGAGGGCGCCGACCGCACCGAGCUCUACAACACCGACCAAGACGCCAUGGUCGCCUCGGUGGCGGGCACCUGCAACAACACCAUCGUCGUCAUCAACGCCAUCGCCGCCCGCCUCGUCGACGCGUGGAUCGAGCACGACAACGUCACGGCCGUCGUGUACGGCGGCAUGCUCGGGCAGGAGUCGGGCCGCGCCAUCGUGGACGUCCUGUACGGCGACGUCAACCCGUCGGGCAAGCUGGCGUACACGCUCGCGCGCAACGAGUCCGACUACAACACGGCGCUGUGCACCGAGCUGCUGUGCGACUUCUCCGAGGGCAACUACAUCGACUACAAGUACUUCGACGCGUACAACGUCACCCCCCGCUACGAGUUCGGCUUCGGCCUGUCCUACACCUCCUUCGCCUACGCCGCCGACCUGACCGUCGCCAAGGCCCCCGCCGCCAACCUCGAGCAGAAGUACUCGCGCGGCCAGCGCGCCGUCGGCGGCCGCGAGGACCUCUGGGACGUCGUGGCCACCGCCGAGACCGACGUCUCCAACUCGGGCGACCGCGACGGCGCCGAGGCCGUGCAGCUGUACGUCGCCUUCCCCGACGCCGCCGCCCAGCCCGUCCGGCAGCUGCGCGGGUUCGAGAAGGUGCAGCUGGCCAAGGGCGAGAAGAAGACUGUCAAGUUCGAGUUGAGGAGGAGGGACCUGAGUUAUUGGGACGUGGAGGCGCAGAACUGGGCGGUCGCGAGUGGAGAGUAUACGUUUUGGGUGGGGGCGAGCAGUCGCGAUCUGAAGAGCAAGGCCACCUUGACGGUUUAG
This is a messenger RNA of Diplodia corticola, 2373 nucleotides long. Its product is annotated as beta-glucosidase d. The coding region runs from base 1 to 2373 and encodes 790 amino acids. The transcript is spliced from 5 exons. Lineage: Eukaryota; Fungi; Ascomycota; Dothideomycetes; Botryosphaeriales; Botryosphaeriaceae. The record is from RefSeq and is a predicted model, not a curated record. Gene Ontology annotation, biological process: glucan catabolic process. Gene Ontology annotation, molecular function: beta-glucosidase activity.